This is a messenger RNA of Poecilia reticulata (guppy), 2152 nucleotides long. RefSeq names its product profilin-2-like. Gene Ontology annotation, cellular component: cytoplasm. Gene Ontology annotation, biological process: regulation of actin filament polymerization; actin cytoskeleton organization; positive regulation of actin filament bundle assembly. Gene Ontology annotation, molecular function: actin binding. The record is from RefSeq and is a predicted model, not a curated record. NCBI's taxonomy places the organism in Eukaryota, Metazoa, Chordata, Actinopteri, Cyprinodontiformes, Poeciliidae.
GUGCUGCCAUAAAAGCGCCAGGGAGCUCAUUGUGCGGAGUGAUCUGAUACGGACUACACCCAGCCGCCGCCUCACUGCCCUGGCUUUCUUUGCUGCCCCAGCCUUCGCGUUGGUCAACGUCGAAGUGUGGGUUAGAUUGGAGACUCUAAAUUUGCCUGGAGAUAUCUUUCACCUUCCCGACUCUGUCUCUUUUUUGGUAACAUUACCCGCGAAGCUAUAGUCUUUUUUUUAUAUAUAAAUUUAUAGCGUCAGUUUCUUGAAUAUGUCUUGGCAAAGCUACGUGGAAAACCUGAUGGCCGAUGGCAGCUGUCAGGAUAGCGCCAUUGUUGGGUAUACAGACGCCAAAUAUGUUUGGGCAGCGCAUGCCGGUGGUACAUUCAACAAUAUCACGUCUCAGGAAAUUGAUGUCCUCGUCGGAAAGGAUAGGGAGUCGUUUUACACAAAUGGUCUCACUCUGGGCUCAAAGAAGUGUUCCGUCCUUAGAGACAGCCUGCAGGAUGAUGGCGACUGGACGAUGGACAUCCGGACAAAGAGCCAGGGAGGAGAACCUACAUAUAACAUUUCUGUAGGCAGAGCUGGAAAAGUAUUGGUUUUAGUCAUGGGGAAGGAGGCGGUCCAUGGUGGAAAUCUUAACAAGAAAGCACAUGCAAUGGCUGAGUACCUGAGGAAGUCUGGAUACUAAGCAACCUCGCCACCCCAUUGGUCAACUUAGCAGCUCACUCCCACUCACCGUAUUGUUGACACGACUUCCAGGAUUUAGGUGGCAAACAGUGUUACUUCCUACCCAGUCUCCUUUUAUACACAGUCUUUUGUUGGCUAUACUCCCUCAUUCACUUAUUUAUUUUUUUUUUUGCCCUCCCUUUAACAUUGUUUAUCAUGAUUUUGACACUACAGUUAUGGCAUGUUUAUUGAGAUUAUCAACCAAACAUGUUUUUUAAAAAACAAAAAAAAGCGAAAGUGCAUACUUAAAUAAAAGUGUAAAAAAUAAAUUUGGACUCUUAAUGUAAACCGACUUGUUUUCUCUGUACACAUCGAUAUACAUAUACCUUUUUGUUAAGCAUUAUUAAAAAGAUGCCUCUAAAAAUGUUUUCCAAUAUUCAGCAUGCAGGCAUUAUGAAAGUUGCAUGUAUGCGCUUUAUCACAGCAAACCCAGCCCUGUUCCAUGUCCUUCCACAGUGUUUCAGCCAAACCAUCUGACAUAUGCCUUUCUCUUAAAGUCCUAUUGUUUUUUGUUUUUUUUUUAAAGACAGAUUUCCCCUAAUUGGCCACCUUCUGUUUCUUUUCUUUUUACCGUCCAUUACCUGAUUUUUGUUUUGCUAUUGUACCUGAAUGUGGUCUUAAAGUAACUGAUGUGGCGUUGGGCUGUUUUUUGAGUGUAACGUAAGGUUAUCAUUACACCGAUUUAUCAUUUUUGAUCCCAUCUUGGAGUCUCAGUGGACGUUUCAUCUCUUGGCAGUUGAGGUGGGGCCUGUCCUCUCCUGCCAUUUGUACAUUUUUGCUGUAAAAAUAAAAACACUACACCUUUGUGAGCUCGCCCUCCCAUGUGGACCAACUUCCAUAAGAGAGGUACUUUAGCUUAUUCUUAGAGGCAAUUGAUGGCUGCCUGGAAACCACCGAGAUGACUUCAGAUGACUGUAAAACAUGCAACUGCUUCUUUAGACUUCAACACUAAAAUGUUUCCUCACUAACUGACUUCUUGCUAACUUUAAUGUGCAUUGAUUACUACAAAGGCAAUGUCAUUUUUACUACAGUGUGAAUGCAUUUAGACUGUACACCGAGGCUGCUGGACUCCAACACCUUGGGAUUGUUUUUUGCCUUGUGCUUUAGUCAUCAAAGUGUAUUCACAACUUGUCAUAGUAUGGUACCUAGAAAUAUAUUAAAAACAAUGCUGUGUACACUAAACAUUGAAAAUGAUGUUGGUUGGAAUAAGAACAUUUGUAAGUUGUCUUGUGGUUUCUUUUUUUUCUGAAAAAUAACUAUUCUGUGCCAUAAAAUUCAAUUUCUGAUCUGAUACUAAUACGAGUUGGAUUUGUACCUGCUGCCCAAGCAAGAAAUAACUUUAAAUGGCACUUUCUUAAGGGAUAUUUUGGCAUUGGUAAUCUCCAGACUUUGUGGGAUCUGUACAGAAUUAAAACAAAGCAAAAGUUUUGAA